Messenger RNA from Plenodomus lingam JN3, 825 nucleotides. Lineage: Eukaryota; Fungi; Ascomycota; Dothideomycetes; Pleosporales; Leptosphaeriaceae. The record is from RefSeq and is a predicted model, not a curated record.
AUGGCGUUAAGAACCAGUAGUAGUCUUAGUAGUAGUAAUAGUAGCAUCCACUCCAAUGCUUCUUCCCGCGCAAACAUUCGCGCCAGCUGCUAUGCCGUAAACGCGUCGACUGCGAGCCUUCAGGGCUUCCACUACUCCACUACGGGGGGAAUACCAUCACCCCCUUCAAGUCCGCCCCUCGCCGCCAGACACUCAUCCAUCAUCAAGGGUGGGUUGGCGCGCAGGGGGGCGGCUGCAUACACUAUUACGGAAGAGUGUGAGAGACUUUUCUGCGAGACACUACGGUCUGUUUUCCUGGGUGAGGGGAACCAGUGCCGCCAGGACUCGCUUGUAAUGGGUAUGCAUAAUAGCAUCAUGCCAAUAUACGACAACGACUACGGCGUCGCCGUUCGCCGAUAUUCCAACGCCAGCUCCGAGUGCUCCAUGGUCUCCUCCUCUCUCGAGGCGGAAGAAAAGGGGUAUUUUAAGAGCAAGGGUGCCAUCACAAAUUGGAUUGAGAUGUGGGAUUACGUGGGUGGAAUUCGCUUCCGUGGUUUCGUGGCGGACAAGAAUGGUGAAAAGGCCAUGUUUGUGUUCUUUGAUCAGUCUGUCAUCAUGGGAGACUUGAAGGCUGGGCUCACGGCCCUCCUCGAACUUUGCGAAGUCGACUAUUUCUCCUGCAGCCGCCUCGUUGUCUGUAUCGACCGUCACACUGAGCCGACGGCUAGGAAUACCUUAACAAAGGAUCUUGGCUGGAUCGGUUUCAGCCUGAAUACUCUGAACGAGUUUGCAGACGGCGGUGAGCUGUUGAGUGACAAGUGGCUGUUCAUGGACAUGGAGACUUGA